AUGUUUUCAAAAGUAAGUACUGAAAAUGAACAAAGCUUGGCUGCUUCAUAUGAAGUUUCAUUACAAUUAGCCAGAGCUAAAAAACCAUUUAGUGAUGGAGCUUUAAUAAAAAAAUGCGCAGUUGAAAUGGCUAAACGCUUUAUGCAGCCGAAAUUAGCGGAAAAGUUUGAAUCUGUUGCAUUAUCUCACCAAACGGUGGCGCGACGAAUAGAGGACAUGGGUAAUUAUAUUACGAAAAGUUUAUGUGAUUACUUUGUAGAUUGCGAAUAUUAUUCAAUAUGUUUGGAUGAAAGUACCGACCAGACCGAUGUCAGUCAAUUAAUAAUCUUCAUACGUUGCAUUUCCAAAGAUUUUACAAUCACGGAAGAAAUGCUGGAUUUAAUACCAUUUCAUGGAACAACUAAAGGCAGUGAUAUAUUUGAAGCAGUUAACAAAACUAUUGUAGAAUAUGGAGGAUUUCGUAAGUGUUCUUGUAUUGUGACCGACGGGGCAAAAGCUAUGACCGGAAAAGUGACAGGAUUUGCGGGACUUCUAAUACAAAAUGGCAUUGAUUGCCCGUUGUUCCAUUGUAUCAUACACCAAGAAGCCUUGUGUGGAAAAUCGUUGCGUCAAAUGAAUGCUAUGAAAGUUGUUAUAAGGAUAACCAAUUUGAUUAGAGGUGGAAACAGAUCAUUGACACAUAGAAAAUUUAGAGACUUCUUAUGUGAAAUCGAUGCAAACUAUGGAGAUUUACUAUUGCAUUCAGAAAUCAGAUGGCUAAGUGCUGGCCAGUGCUUGCAACGCUUUUUUGCCUUACGAAAAGAAAUACCUUUAUUUCUAAAAAAUGAGAUAUCGUCUGACACUUCUGAACUACAAGAUAAAAUGCGAGAUCCUCAGUUUCUGGCUGAUCUUGCGUUUUUAACUGAUAUGACGCAACAUUUGAAUGAGUUAAAUUUAAAAUUGCAAGGUGCUCCAGGAGGAAGUAACUCCCAGCAGAUAGCGCUGAGACAGCAGGCGCUCAGUGAGGCGUGGCGGUCACUGCGAGGUGCUGCAGACCUUAGGAGGAAACUGCUGCACCAACACCUGGAAUUACAGACCUUCCUAUCCGAGGAGAACGCUGCAAAGGCUAACGUUCUUAAAGAACUCCUCUGCCAGCGGACUUCGGUUAUAGGGCAGAGAAUUUACCCUCCUAUGAGGGAGAAUUACAGAAAAUAUUUAGCCCCGAGGAAAAGAACAUAG
Molecule: messenger RNA, 1218 nt
Organism: Danaus chrysippus (African queen)
Lineage: Eukaryota; Metazoa; Arthropoda; Insecta; Lepidoptera; Nymphalidae
Source: the annotation of a GenBank genome assembly